CCACCUUGGCGUGGCAACCAUUGGCCCCGCAUCUCUCUCUCUGCUCUCCCUUACUUACUAUUUAAUCACAUACCGCUACAACCAAUUCGAAACCAUUUUCCAUAUAUCAGAGCAAAUCUCAAAUAAUUCAUAAAGAUGUCUUCUUUGUCCACGUCUUGCUUCACUGGUUCUGUACUUCGAAUCCCUUCUCUUCUUUCUCCUCAGAAUCUCAAUCAGAGGUCUUUGUUGUCACUAACUGGGAACCCAGAUCGAAUUCGUGGCAAUCGGAUUGCAUGCAAGAACUUAAACUUCUGUUCGAAGGCUAGUCUGAGAGGGAAUUUGGAGGCCACCGGAGUUCCGACGUCGGUGCCGGUGCGUGUGGCUCACGAGCUUCUUCUAGCCGGACACAAGUAUUUGGAUGUCAGGACUCCUGAAGAGUUUAGUGCAGGACAUCCAUCUGGUGCAGUUAACAUUCCUUACUUGUACAAAGUUGGAUCAGGGAUGUCAAAGAACCCAGAGUUUGUGAAGGAAGUGUCAUCACAUUUCAGAAAACAUGAUGAAAUUAUUGUUGGAUGUCAGCUCGGGAAAAGAUCAAUGAUGGCUGCAGCUGAUCUUGUAGCUGCUGGUUUCUCUGGGAUUACAGACAUAGCUGGUGGGUAUGCUGCUUGGACUCAAAAUAGACUUCCAACAGAGUUGUGAAAGAGAAAGCUCUAGGCUGUCGAAUCCUCACCUGGGAAACUUAAGGCCAAGUGAAACAAAUCACAAAUAAAGUGGCAAUAGAGCCUUGGAGAAGAAGCAUGCAUCCAGAACAAAAUGAAGAAGAAACAUACAAGGGUAAUGUCUAAUUACUCUAAUGCAAUAUCUGUAAUUGCGUAGCUUACUUAGUUAAAGAAGUUGGAGAAUUGCAUCAAAUUUGCAUGUAUAUAUGUACUUUAUGCGUGGAGUUCACAACUACUAACUGAAACCAGUUGUAUUGAAUUAAUAAAUUCAGUUGAGUAAGAUUGGUAUCUCAGAUUGCUAACUGAUGAAAUACAUUAUGGGUGAAGGCCGUCAAGCAACAGACGGUUUUGGUAUAUAUACGACGUAAUGUUUUGUAAUUC
This is a messenger RNA of Rosa chinensis, 1079 nucleotides long. Its product is annotated as rhodanese-like domain-containing protein 15, chloroplastic. The transcript is spliced from 6 exons. The record is from RefSeq and is a predicted model, not a curated record. Lineage: Eukaryota; Viridiplantae; Streptophyta; Magnoliopsida; Rosales; Rosaceae. Bases 136 to 678 code for a protein of 180 amino acids.